This is a messenger RNA of Cylicocyclus nassatus, 1813 nucleotides long. The record is from the annotation of a GenBank genome assembly. Lineage: Eukaryota; Metazoa; Nematoda; Chromadorea; Rhabditida; Strongylidae.
GUUACAGCUCCAAACACUGUAGCUUUAUGUAGUAAUGGAUGUAGCAGAAGUGCAGCCCAUACCAAGUGAUGACAACGAGCAAGUUAUUCGUCCUCGCCUAAGCUCAGAUCAUGAUAUCGAAUGGUGGAGGAAGAUAGGCUAUGGUGCCGGUCAUUUCUACAACGACCUAUGCGAUAGUAUGUGGUUCACUUAUUUGAUGAUUUACCUUGAACAAGUUCUCAAACUUCGAAGUUCUUGGGCAGGAUUGUUGAUGCUGAUUGGACAAGUGACAGAUGCUGUCUCCACUCCUCUUAUUGGCAUCGCUAGUGAUUCAAGUAUAUUACCAAAAAUUUUUGAUAAAAUUGGUCGGCGAAUGUCGUGGCACAUAAUCGGUACUAUCUUUGUAACUAUCUCUUUCCCUUUCAUAUUCAAUCGCUGCUUAUUCUGUUCGGACAAUCAGCCUGAGUGGUUGAAGGUUCUAUGGUUUGUUCCUUUUGUUGUGGUUUUCAAGUUCGGGUGGGCGUCGGUCCAGACCUCACAUCUAGCGCUAAUACCGGAACUAUCUUCACUUGAUAGUAGUCGAACUACAAUGAGCUCACGAAGACAUUCAUUCACCGUUAUAGCAAAUUUCUCAGUGUUUUUUAUUCUUGCUCAGUUUUUGUCCGAAAGUACGCAUCAGUCGCAAAUUGGGCCCGCUGACUUUCAGCAUUUCCGGACUACUGGUUUUUUGGUCGUAGCAGGAGGACUGGCAGUCACUAUGCUCUUCUACCUGCUUGUUCGUGAACCGAAAUUUGGUAGAAGGAUAAGUCGUACGCAUUUCUUUUCAUCGGAUGCAAGUGAACUUGUAAGAAUGCACUGGACAAGCUGGUUCGGCCAUAUACACUUUUAUCAGACUGCUCUCCUGUACAUAUUAUCUCGCUUAUACGUCAACAUCUCACAAGUUUACUUUCCGUUUUAUAUAACACUGACACAGAAUUAUGGGAAGGAAUACGUCGCUCUCUUCCCUAUGGUCUCCUAUUUUUCAUCGUUUUGGGUGUCAGUUUUCACGAUUCCAUGCUUCAAAAGUAUUGUUGUUAGAAAGUUUCUCCUCCCUCUUGGUUUAGCUUGUGGACUGCAUACAUGUGGCUGGAUGCUCUUCGAUCUUUCGUUAUAUCAGAUGUAUUAUGUUGCCACUUUGAUAGGUGUUACACAGGCUAUUCUUUCGAUAACUUCCUUGUCGAUUACUGCUGAUCUCAUAAAUAAAAAUACGGAAAGCGGAGCUUUUGUAUACGGUGCAAUGAGUUUUGUGGAUAAAUUGGCUAACGGUUUGAGCUACCAAAUUAUAGAAUUAUGGAAUCCAUGCGACAGCCCCACACAGCCGAAUCAGGCGUGCACGAGUUUUUACCGAAUUAUCAUGGUCUACGUCUUGGGAGGCUGUCUCGUACUAGUCAUUAUGGUUUUGCUGUCACUUAUUCCUUCACGCAUUAGACAACUUCUGAGAAGAGGGCGCAGCGACGAUCGAGUUGCCAUUUCGGAGGACGAGAAUGUCACUGCAGAAGAACAUCAGUGAAGUCUCCUCGAUUCGACACUCCAAACUAAAGUUCGAUUGGCCACCUGCUUUCUAUAAUCGCAGAUAAGGUGCUUCCCUGCUGCUUGGUGAUGUCAUUUGAUGGUCCGCACACUGUGCAUAAUCUCUUGUGAUGAUUAGUUACUUCUGAGUCGCUUUAUGAGUAUCUAAGUUCUCUUAGAAAUCGAACCGGUAUAGUUAUCAGCAUUAUAGUAUUAUGUUCCAUACUUUCUUUCUGUCAUAAUGGGUCUGUCUGUUGUGUCUGUGUUAUUGUAAUACAUUGCUGUC